AUGGCUAAGUUCGUUAUUGCAGGUAGAGCAGAUUGUCCAUACUAUGCUAAAGCAGAACUUCUGGCAGACUAUUUACAGAAGAAUCUUCCUGAUUUUCGGAUACAUAAAAUUACACAACAUCCUGAAGUUUGGGAGGAGUGGCUAAAGGACCUGUGUAAGCAGAAUAGGUGGAACCAUGAGAAGUCCCCCAUCAUCUGGAGAGAGCUGCUGGACCGCGGUGGGAAGGGCUUGCUUCUGGGAGGCUAUAAUGAAUUCCUAGAGCAUGCCCAGCUAUAUUAUGGUGUCACCUCUAGCAUGACGACCCAGCUGAUGAUGCUGAUUGCUCAAGAGAACCUGGGGGCAAACAUAGAAAAAAAGCAGGAGGAGGAGGUGCUGAAGGGUCUUAUCAGCCCGCUGCAGGUCUGGAUCACCAGCGCAUCUACCACUGCCUGCCGCAGCCUCAUUCCCCUCCUGGUCAGUGGGGAGGUGUUUGGGGCACACUCCGAGCUCAGCCUGGUUCUCUUUGAUGAUGAGGACACAGAGGAGGACCUGCAGGACCUGGCGACAGAGAUCUGUUACCUGGCGUCGCAAGUGCUGCGUAGUGUGUCUGUGUGCACACGAGCGCAGGAGGCCUUCCGCGGGGCACACGUAGUGGUGGUGCUGGAGCCCUGCGCAUUGCGCGAUGCCCCCAGCCUAGAGGCCCGCCUCCACCAGGAGCUGCUGCGAUGCCGGCGUGACGGGCGCCUGCUGGAGCGCAAUGCGAGUUCCUCCGUACGGGUGGUCGUGGCGGGGAAGAGCUUCGUGAACCUCCGGGUGCUGCUGCUGACAACGUUUGCACCGAGACUGGUUCGCAGCAUCGUGGCUGUGGCGCUGGGUGUGGAAGGGCAGGUCAAGGCUGCCCUCGCCAGGCGGCUGAGGACAACACCCGCCCAUAUUAAAGAUGUGAUAAUUUGGGGUAAUAUCAGUGGAAAUAACUAUGUUGAUUUGAGAAAAACAAAGGUUUACAGAUACGAUAGUGCCAUUUGGGGACCACUUCGAUAUCCACGCCCCGUUUUAGACGUGAUUUUUGACAGCGAGUGGCUAAACAGGGAAUUUGUAGCAACUCUUAAAAACUUGACUACUACAGGCAGACAAUUUGGAGGCAUUUUGGCUGCACACAGUAUAGCCACAACGUUGAAGUACUGGUACCAUGGCUCGCCACCUGGGGAGAUCAUGUCUCUGGGAGUGUUGAGUGAAGGCCAGUUUGGGAUUCCUACAGAGAUUGUCUUUUCUAUGCCUGUGAAAUUUGAGAAUGGAACAUGGGUGGUUCUGACAGACCUCGAAGAUGUUGAAAUAAGUGAAAAGAUAAUGACCAGAAUAACAAAUGACCUGAUUGAGGAGAAGCUUGUUGCACUUGGAGUAAAGAUGAAUUUUCAGCCAUACCAAUCAGGACAUAAAGAUAGCUUAUAUUCUGAUAUAGUCCAAGACGAAGAGAAGGACUUAGCUAUGUUGGAUGGUAAGUGCAGGGUCAUGGACAGACUGUGAUUCCCAACAGCUGUGGCUGGUGCAUCCAGCCUUAAAGGAUGAUGCUGUGUUCAGGAGAGCACAGCCCAGCAACUGAAGUGAUUUUUUAUUGACUCCAUUUAUUUUCUUAUGCUUUAUAAGCACU
Molecule: messenger RNA, 1627 nt
Organism: Carlito syrichta (Philippine tarsier)
Lineage: Eukaryota; Metazoa; Chordata; Mammalia; Primates; Tarsiidae
Gene: MDH1B
Product: malate dehydrogenase 1B
Exons: 10
Coding region: 1-1503 (500 amino acids)
Biological process (GO): oxaloacetate metabolic process; tricarboxylic acid cycle; malate metabolic process
Molecular function (GO): L-malate dehydrogenase (NAD+) activity
Source: RefSeq, a predicted model, not a curated record